AUGGUCUUCAACGUCGAAGAGGUAAAGGAGUUUUUGGAGCGCAAUAAGGACCGAAAGAUUGCUCUAGUAACGAGCGGUGGAACGAAGGUACCGCUUGAGAAGCAUGUUGUUCGUUUCAUUGACAAUUUCUCGAUGGGUACAAGGGGCGCCGCUAGCACAGAACAACUACUGGAAAACGGCUACGCUGUUCUGUUCUUCCAUCGGACAGAAUCACUGAAGCCAUACAGCAGAAAAUUUGGAAAUUUGUUUGAAAAACUUGAAGUUGAUGCCAGCGGAACAGUUAAUGUAAAAAGCAUGCCUGGCUUGGUUGAUGCAGUUAAAAAAUAUAAUACUUUUGAAAGUCGCCUUUUAAUGAUACCCUUUCAAAAUAUUCUUUAUUACCUGGAAACACUUAAACAAUUAUGUUCAUUACUUUCGCCUUAUGGAAGGUCUGUCCUCGUCUACUUAGCAGCAGCAGUAUCAGAUUUUUACAUUUCCAGCGAAAAUCUUCCAGUACACAAAAUAGCGUCGAACCAAAACCUGAAACUUUCAUUAGAUGUUGUGCCGAAAAUUAUAAAGAACUUGGUAUGCGACUUGGUGCCAGAAGCAUUCGUGGUUUCUUUUAAGUUGGAAACGGAUGAGAAACUACUAGUGAAGAAGUCUAUUGAUGCUUUGGAAAGGUAUGGCCACAAACUUGUCAUUGCAAAUUUGCUUGACAAAAGGAAAGAGUGGGUUAUUUUUGUUACGAAGGGAAGCCAAGAAUACAUUCGACUGAAUAAGGACCAAAUCGCAAGUGGUGUGGAAAUAGAAGAACAAAUCAUCCAGAAGUUAAAAACCAUGCACGAAGAACAUAUUGCGGCUCAAUAA
Molecule: messenger RNA, 846 nt
Organism: Enterobius vermicularis (human pinworm)
Lineage: Eukaryota; Metazoa; Nematoda; Chromadorea; Rhabditida; Oxyuridae
Source: the annotation of a GenBank genome assembly